AUGAAGUACACACUCCCUGUCCUUGGCCUUACGGCAUUAGCGUCUGCCCUUCCUCAGACGACAUCACCACCCCCCUCCUUCAAGAUCACAAACGUCAUCUCUGGCGGCACAGGCUGUCCUCGCGGAAGUAUCGACGUGAACUGGACCGAUCACAAGAUCCUGCCAAUAUACUUCGGCCAAGAAUUCACCGCCGCCGUCGGCCCCAAAGCCAACAUCACCGACUCGCGCAAGUUCUGCCAGCUGAACCUGCAACUCGAGUACACGCCCGGCUACUCCUUCGCCGUAUACAGCGCAGAGUACACGGGCUUCGCCGCCCUAGACGCAGGCGUCACAGGCACGGUCAAGAGCACGUACUACUUCUCCGGGCUAGCCGAGCAGACCUCCUCGGCGCAGACGCUCUCCGGCCCAACGAGAGCGCUGUUCAACAAGCAGGACGAUGUUGCGGUCGCGGUCUGGUCGCCUUGCAGCGGCGACGCGCUGUUCAAUGUCGAUGCGUCGGUGGCGCUCACGCCGUUUGCGGGCCCCGCGAGUGGCGUGCUGGGGAUCGCGAGGGAGAGCGGGCGGUUGAGUUCAAGUCUGUAUGUGCAGUGGAAGAAGUGCUAG
Messenger RNA from Ascochyta rabiei, 603 nucleotides. RefSeq lists its product as uncharacterized. The transcript is spliced from 3 exons. Bases 1 to 603 code for a protein of 200 amino acids. Lineage: Eukaryota; Fungi; Ascomycota; Dothideomycetes; Pleosporales; Didymellaceae. The record is from RefSeq and is a predicted model, not a curated record.